This is a messenger RNA of Ascochyta rabiei, 2655 nucleotides long. RefSeq lists its product as uncharacterized. The transcript has a single exon. The record is from RefSeq and is a predicted model, not a curated record. The coding region runs from base 1 to 2655 and encodes 884 amino acids. Gene Ontology annotation, biological process: transmembrane transport. Gene Ontology annotation, cellular component: membrane. Gene Ontology annotation, molecular function: ATP hydrolysis activity; ABC-type transporter activity; ATP binding. NCBI's taxonomy places the organism in Eukaryota, Fungi, Ascomycota, Dothideomycetes, Pleosporales, Didymellaceae.
AUGACGACAAGGGACAUGGCCAUGAUGGAUGCUCCGCCAGCAUCCCUGUAUCCAGCUAUGGCGCUUCUCGACUACGUACAUGCUCCAUUUGUUGGGUUUUUCUUUCUGGGCGCAACGGCAUUCAGCCUGUGCAUACUGCAAAAGCCAAUAGCAGUGUCUUACAAGCGAAGAAGAGGCGUGCUCGCCAUCGUUUUCCUCAUACUUGUUUCGUAUAUAACGGAAGUGCUCUACUACUUCAGCCGAUCACUUGCAGACGCACAAUACACACCUCCAGAGCCAGCGGCCAUCUGUUGUCUAGGUUCCAUCCUAGUAUGGGGGCCUAUAUCCUAUUUCAUAUGGACGUCCAAGUCUCUCAGAUGGCAUCCCUACUUCGGCGCCUUUGUCCUGCAUUUCGCCUUCGAAACUACGACUUGUCUCAUGAGCGCGGCCUCCAUACCCGAGAAGGAUAGAUCAGGUAACUUACCAUUUGUGCUCGGGUGCAUCAGGGGCCUUGUUUCUCUGUUCCUCUUGCUUGAUAGCUUCGUCAUCACGCUCACAAGGCACGCGGACAAGAGCAUCGACGAGGAGAGCCAACCACUGCUACCGGAAACAGCUGAUAGCGCCGCGGCCCAAAAUGGUAGUGCGGGAUAUGGUACCGUUGAGCAGAUUCCGUCGGAUGAUGAGGAGGAGACACCGAAAGACAAGGACAAGGAACUCAAAGAGCAGCAGGCGAAGCGUCUGGAGGAGGAGGGUGGCUGGUUUGGCUAUCUCAAGUCAUUUGCUGUAUUCUUACCGUACUUGUUCCCCAAAAAUGACUGGAAGGUCAUGGGGGCUUUGGGCGUUCGUCUCGUUCACAUGCUUGCAGAACGCGCCCUCAACUUACUCACGCCUCGCCAGCUUGGUAUCAUCACAGACCAGCUAACCCAAGACACGGGCGUGAUGCCCUGGAAAGACAUCGGUUUGUGGAUUUUGUUCCAGUGGAUAGGCAGCUACGCUGGUCUUGGCUUCAUUGAUGGCAUCGCCAGCAUGGUCAUAUCGAAUUCGGCUUACCGACGGAUCACUCUUCUGGCGUACGAGCAUGUACUCGGCCUUUCCAUGGACUUCCACACUUCCAAGGACUCGGGAGAGGUUCUGAAGGCAGUCGAGCAAGCAUCAUCGCUUAACUCACUGGUGGAGAUGGUCCUCUUCGAUAUUUCGCCCAUUCUCCUGGAUCUCGUCGUCGCCAUGUACUACGUCACGCAUUUGUUCGAUGCUUACAUGGCAUUCAUAAUCUUGUUUAUGGGGGCUGCUUAUACCUGCAUUGGAUGGUACUUCACGACUCUCUCGCAACCGAAGCGAAGAGACUAUGUUGAGAAACAACGAACCGAAAGCUCGACGGUCAACGAGACUGUGCACAACUGGCAGACAGUCGCGUACUUCAAUCGUCUCGACUACGAGCACUCGCGCUACGCAUCCAACAUCAUGAACACUAUUAACGCUCAGUAUGCGUAUUACUUCCGCUCCAUGGGCGGCCAUGCUGCGCAAGAUAUGCUCACAACUUUCGGUUUUGCAGCCUGCUGUGUCUUCGGUAUGUCGCAGAUUGUGAAUGGGCAGAAGAAGGUGGGAGCACUCGUUACACUGAUCAUGUACUGGCACACUAUGACCAGUCCUCUGUAUGUUUUGUCGUACAGCUACAGGCAUAUCUCAAGCUCUCUUAUUGAUGCUGAGCGGCUAUUGCAGAUGCUGAAGACCAAACCUUCUGUUGCCGAUCAGGACGGCGCGAAGGACUUGGUUGUCAAAGCAGGCGUUGUUGAGUUCACGGAUGUCGAGUUCGCAUAUGACGAGCGCAAAACAAUCAUCAGAGGCGUCGAUCUGCGAGCUGAGGGCGGGCAGACCAUUGCUUUUGUUGGCGAAACGGGUGGCGGCAAGUCGACUAUGCUCAAGCUGCUCUUCCGCUUCUACGACGUGACCGGCGGGUCUAUCAUGAUUGAUGGCCAGGAUCUGCGUUCUGUCACCCAGUCCAGUCUCAGAGAUGCGCUUGGCCUUGUUCCUCAAGAUCCAGUUCUCUUCAACCAGACUAUUCGCCAGAACGUACGCUACGCGCGCCUCGAAGCCACCGAUGGCGAAAUCGAAGACGCAUGCCGCGCUGCCGCCAUUCACGAUGACAUCGUUGGCUUCCCAGACGGCUACAACUCCAAAGUGGGCGAGCGCGGCGUCCGCCUCUCAGGCGGUCAACUGCAACGCAUCGCCAUCGCACGUGUGCUGCUCAAGAACCCCAAAAUCGUACUUCUCGACGAAGCAACGUCGGCAAUCGACUCCGGCAUUGAAGCGCUCAUCCAAAGAGCUUUCCGGAAGCUCAGCAAAGGCCGCACCACCUUCGUCAUCGCCCACCGUCUCAGCACCAUCGUCGACGCGGACCAGAUCCUCGUCAUCGAGAAGGGCGAGAUUGUCGAGCGCGGAAGCCAUCAGGAGCUCGUCGGUAUUGUCGGUGGGAAGUAUAACGAGCUCUGGACUAAGCAGACUGCGGGACACAUGUCGAAUGCGAAUUCAAAGGUUCCGUCCAAGGCGAAUUCGAUCGACGAGGGCGGGGAUGCCGGUGCGUCGUUGAUUGAUAUCACGCCCGCGGAAGAGGAUACGGCGACUACGACGGGGCGGAGCGAGGCUGGGGAUGGGGAAGCGGUUGGAAGGCGGAAGUAG